Molecule: messenger RNA, 647 nt
Organism: Closterium sp. Naga37s-1
Lineage: Eukaryota; Viridiplantae; Streptophyta; Zygnematophyceae; Desmidiales; Closteriaceae
Source: the annotation of a GenBank genome assembly
UCUCCCGCUUUCCAUCACCCCGCCCCAUUCUCCCGCUUUCCAUCACCCCGCCCCAUUCUCCCGCUUUCCAUCACCCCGCCCCAUUCUCCCACUUUCCAUCACCCCGCCCCAUUCUCCCUCCUUCCAUCACCCCGCCCCAUUCUCCCGCUUUCCAUCACCCCGCCCCAUUCUCCCGCUUUCCAUCACCCCGCUACAUUCUCCCGCUUUCCAUCAACCCGCCCCAUUUUCCCGCUUUCCAUCACCCCGCCCCAUUCUCCCACUUUCCAUCACCCCACCCCAUUCUCCCGCUUUUCAUCCCCCCGCCCCAUUCUCCCGCUUUCCAUCACACCGCCCCAUUCUCCCGCUUUCCAUCACCCCGCCCCACUCUCACUCCUUCCAUCAUCCCGCCCCAUUCUCCCGCUUUCCAUCACCCCGCCCCAUUCUCCCGCUUUCCAUCACCCCGCCCCAUUCUCCCACUUUCCAUCACCCCGCCCCAUUCUCCCGCUUUCCAUCACCCCGCCCCAUUCUCCCGCUUUCCAUCACCCCACCCCAUUCUCCCUCCUUCCAUCACCCCGCCCCAUUCUCCCGCUUUCCAUCACCCCGCCCCAUUCUCCCGCUUUCCAUCACCCCGCCCCAUUCUCCCGCUUUCCCAUACUAGUGCACUCUGA